AUGAGUCGCUUAUCGCCAGUUCUCUCUGGAGAACAGAUUCUUCAUGAGGUAGCCUCCAAUAAACUCUACUAUAACAAUACUCAGAACGUCGAGCAGCCAACCAUCAAUGCUGCGUUAGCACAGUCUGACGACCAACUUUUAGCAGAGAUCGGAUACAAGCCUGAAUUGAAAAGACAAUUCUCGACCUUACAGGUAUUUGGAGUGGCAUUUUCCAUUAUGGGAUUACUUCCUUCUAUAUCUUCUGUUUUAUCGUCAGCAUUGACGGCUGGGCCAGCCGGUGCUCUCUGGGGUUGGUUUGUGUCUUCAUUUUUCAUUUUUUUGAUCGGGGUGUCGAUGGCUGAAAACGGAAGCUCGGCACCUACUUCUGGUGGGCUUUACUACUGGACAAACUACUAUGCACCUCCCAAAUUGAAAACGGUGAUUUCAUAUGUCGUUGGUAAUACCAACAGUAUAGCACUUGUGGGUGCACUUUGUAGUGUUGACUAUGGUUUUGCUCAAGAAAUCUUGUCGAUUGUGGUGACCUCCAAGGAUGGAGACUUUGAUAUUACUCCAGGAAAAACAUAUGGAAUUUUCGUGGGUUGCGUCUUUCUCCAUAUUCUCAUUACUUGUGCAUCGUCCAAAAAAUGUGCCAAUCUUCAAACCACCUCCAUCAUUGUCAAUUUGGGCUUGAUUGUCCUCUUUGUCAUAGCUAUGCCCAUUGGAGCCCGUUCCAAUCUCAAAUCGGGAAAAUUUAUUUUCACCCAGUUCAACAACUUUCUGAACUGGCCCAUAGGCUGGACUCAGUUGAGCACCGCAUGGCUUCCUGCUAUUUGGACAAUUGGAGCAUUUGACAGUUGCGUGCACAUGUCUGAAGAAGCCAAGAAUGCAAAAAGAUCAAUUCCCAUUGGUAUUCUUGGCUCAAUUGGUGCUUGCUGGAGUUUGGGAACUCUCAUCAUUAUCAUCACACUCGCUUGUAUUCAAACAGACGACAUUGAGGGCCACAUUCUCGGGUCCAAGUUUGGUCAGCCCAUGGCUCAAAUUAUCUUUGAUGCUCUUGGCAAAAAGUGGGCCAUGGCAUUCAUGACUCUUAUUGCAUUUGCUCAGUUCAUGAUGGGAGCGUCAAUCUUGACUGCAAUUUCUCGUCAGAUCUGGGCUUUUGCAAGAGAUAAUGGACUUCCGUUUUCUUUCUGGAUCAAGAAAGUCAAUACAAAGUUGUUUGUGCCCAUCAAUGCUGUGUGGUUUGGCGGAUUAGCAGCCAUUGUCAUAGGCCUUCUUUGUCUCAUUGGAACCACGGCUGCAAAUGCUCUUUUCACUUUGUACAUUGCAGGCAACUAUUUUGCCUGGGGAACUCCUACCUUGUUGAGAUUGACCAGCGGAAAGCACAAAUUUAAGCCAGGACCUUUUUACUUGGGUCCAAUAUUUUCGCCCAUCGUAGGUUGGACAUCGACAAUUUUCAUCAUGUACACAAUUGUCAUGGUGAUGUUCCCAUCCAACCGUGGUCCCGAUAAGGAUACCAUGAACUAUACUUGUGUGAUUACUCCCAGUGUCUGGCUUCUUUCGCUUCUUUACUACAAGAUUUACGCUCAUAAAAUAUACCAUGGACCUCAAAAAACCGUCGAUGUGCCGGUGGAUAUCGAGAUUAUCAAUGGUAUAGAUGAGGAAAUCGACGAGGAUGUUAGUGAUAAGGCAUAA
Molecule: messenger RNA, 1671 nt
Organism: Meyerozyma guilliermondii ATCC 6260
Lineage: Eukaryota; Fungi; Ascomycota; Pichiomycetes; Serinales; Debaryomycetaceae
Gene: UGA4
Product: Uga4p
Exons: 1
Coding region: 1-1671 (556 amino acids)
Biological process (GO): transmembrane transport; amino acid transport
Cellular component (GO): membrane
Molecular function (GO): transmembrane transporter activity
Source: RefSeq, a predicted model, not a curated record